AUGGAUAUAUUAGACAGGAUUGAGUCUUCAAAUUGGGACCCUCUAGCAUCUAAUUGUGAAGAGAAAGGAGGAACCUUAGAAGACAACAUCUCAAUCCUCGCUGCAGAUCCGAACAAUCGUUCAAAGAGUCAGAUAGCCCAGCUCUCUGACUUCUUUGAGAACAACAAGAAUAACUUCUUUUCAAAGUUAGAAAAAGAAAAUGGGCAUAAAAUACUUGAGAUGAUCUUUAAAUAAAAUCAAGCUAUCAACUCUCGCAUCAUUCUGAUCAUCCAAGAGUAUGGACCAAGACAAGUACGUUAUACCCAAGAAUAUUCCUAUUGUCGAAUAUGGAGAGUAUGGAGACACUUUUUAUAUUAUUCUGAAAGGAAGAGUGUCAGUGAGGGUUCCAUCUGUAGUCGAAUCCAAAAUGUACACGCUGACUCAGCUAAUCCGCUAUCUCUAUCAGAACUUUAAAUAUCUUAUAAAGGAUGAAGAAUACGAGGCUGCUUUGGCUAUGCUGAAAACUUAUUACCCCGAUUCAGUAAAGAUAAGCCAGAAGGGACAAGUUAGCCUGAAUUAUAAUUAUCUGGAGAAAAAGUUUGAAAAACAUGAUUCAUCGACUAGAGAAGGGGAAGACAAAAAUUUCCAGCACUUGGUAAAGCCAUUGGGUCUCCCUCAAGAAAGCGCAAGAGCAAUAUAAUUGAGGAGGAAGAAGAACCCACACGUCCUUUCGGUUUCAGAACAUUAACCAGAGUCGCUGAAUUAGGUGAAGGCGCAGGGUUUGGGGAGGUGGCUUUGCUGCAUAAAGUCCCUCGAACUGCUACCAUUACCACCUUAACAGAUUCCAUAUUUGCCAUACUGGAAAAGAAAGAUUUCAGUUCCAUCAUGGGUAGGUUUUACAAGAGCAAACUUGUAAGACAAGUCGACUUGAUGGAUAAUUUUAUGGUUUUUAAGCAACUUAGGGAGUCUACAAAGGAAAAGGUGUGUACACUCCUCAAGGACUGUCCUACAAAAUUUAGCUCAACUAUUCUUAAAGAAGGAGACCCCAUUCAGAAUAUCUACUUCAUUACUAAUGGGCAAUUUGAAAUUACUAAGACGAUUUAUUAUAAGAAAAAUGAAUCUAAAGCGAAGAGGAAGAUGGACAUGGAUAACAUUACUUAUACUAAGUACUUGUCAACUAAGAGUGACGCCAAGACCUUCAAUCCUAAGCUUGAGAAUGUUUCACAUAACCAGGAGCUUGACUAUAAGGAGUUUAAAAAGUCAACCAAGGGAUACUACAAAGUGAAUAGUAGGCUUCUCUCCUUUGAAAAAUUCGAAAUCUUUGGGAUGGUUGAGUCUAUCAUUGGCUGUCCUUACAGUAUUGUCAACUUAAAAUGUCUCUCAAAUGAUGCCCAAGUCUACCAAAUCAGUAAGGAAGACUUUACAACGCUGUUUCAAGGCAAUACAUCUGUCAAGAAAAAUAUCAAACAGAAGCUAGCCUUAAUGGAGGAAAGGAUCAAUCUAGCAUUAGAACAAUUGCUGAUAAAGCUAAAUGAAGAGUUUAAUAAAUAAGGACAAUAAUACCUCACUGAAUGAGCUGCUGCUUAGGAGCAUUAAUAGGCAAGUUAUCAGGUCAAAUUUCUCUAAAUAAGUCUUCUCAAUUACACCAAGAUAUGGAAGAUACUCCCUCAGAAAUCCAUGAAAUUGCCCCACCAUCAAAGCCAAAGAAGGGAAUGACAUAUCUUGACUUGGUCAAUGCCUCUGCUGUUACUCCUGAGAAAGCAAGGAGGAACAGCCAAGAGUCAACUCGAAGAGACAAGUCUCCUAAAAUCAUUGAGACUAAAGAUCUUGAACUUCAUUUUACAAAGCAGCAGUCUUUGAAAUCUCUGAGGAAAGCUAAUAAAAUUCAGAGCGAAAUUGACACUAAUUCUCAAAGUAAACCAUUUGCCUUGACUGCUGAAAAGGGAAAGAAAAAGCUGACACAGCUUUGAGUGAAGAUUUCUAAAAGGAAUACACAAAAAUAUCAUCAUAAAGCGAGAGUCAAAAGUGACUCAAAAGAAAUAACAAUCGAAGAAAACAAAUUUUCACAGUUUAAAAGAGCAGACAAGAACUCAAGUAGAUCUCCAUCGAAGUCAAGAGUAGAGAAAGAGGUAUUGAAGAGCUCGAGGCUAGGCGAGGUGCAUAUUACCACUCCGAAAGUCAAUAUCCUCCAAAGCCAAAAGAGCAACAUGUCUGACCUAUCUCCAGUAUUUAAGCCAACCAGGAAUAGCCAGGUGGCGCAUACAAAGAUCAUCAAUGUUGAGGAGAUCACUCCUUAUAAAAGGAAAAAUAGAAAGACUCAUAGAGUCACCAACGCUUCUAGAAAUGAUCUGAGUGCAAGCCUGAUCACUUCUGAAUUCAUAAAGUUUUGUGACCUUAAUAAGCUAGCUAACCAUGAAGAUGAUGCAUUAGAGACUCCUCAGAAGUAUCAAGACAAAGUAGUCCAAAGCAGGGAUGUCUCUCCUCUAAAGUUAGCACAAGGAUUAUCUUCAAUAGUGCCUGUGCUCAUCACUCCACAGGUUAGGAAGGGCAAGAAGAAGCUUUUUGGGAUGGAUAGAACUGAAAGAAUCAAUAAGCUCGAAAUGACUACUCUGAAACAAAGCAGAAAGCAUAAAACCAACAAGUCACUUGAAAACACUAGGAGGAAGAGAGAUAGCAAUUUCAAUCAGCCGUUCAAGCCCAAUUCUCCCUUUAAGAACAAUAUUUUGGAAGGCUUAAAGCUCCCAAAUCUGGGAAACAAAAAGAGAAGUGAAGUGAAAUACUCCACAAACCACAAGGACUUGAGUUUCCUCCAUUACAAGAACGCUUCAGUGUUUCAUGGGAAGAAGGCCCCAAUCAUGAUUGACUCUGUAAAGCUAGAGACUUCAUUAUCGCCAACAUUUGACACUCCUCAGAAGGAAGUCUCUAAUUUCCCAAAGCCAAUCAAAGAUCCUCGAUAUAUGAGGAUAAAGAAGAGUUUUAAGAGAAUGUUGUCCAGUGCUCUCAAGUCUGAAACCGCAGAGAAGAUCAAGAAAUCAAAAAUGCAUGGAUGCAAGCAUGGAUGCAAGCAUGGAUCAAUAGGCUCACAGCCUCCAGAGUCUAGCGUGCUAAGUUUGUUGCAGAAGAAGGCCAAGCAGAUCGCUUUUGCAUCUCCAGUUUAUCAAUUGCCGUAUAAGAUGACCAAUAAUCUCAAUAAGAGCAAUUUUUAGAUAUUU
Molecule: messenger RNA, 3191 nt
Organism: Moneuplotes crassus
Lineage: Eukaryota; Ciliophora; Spirotrichea; Euplotida; Euplotidae
Source: the annotation of a GenBank genome assembly